ACUUCACAAUCCUCAUCGCCAACCCUCUCUCUCUCCUCCUUCUCUCUCUGUCUCCUAGCUCUCUCUCUCUCUCUCUGGAUCACAAUGGUCCCAAACAAGAGUUCUACUUCAUCAGUGGAUGUUGGGUUGAGAAUUCUUAUACAGAUUUCACAAGGCAAAUCCAAAUCCAACUUUGUUGUUAAACCUAAAUUUAAUCUAAAAAAACCCACCUUCCUAACGACGAAUCGUGUCGAUCCAACUUGCUUUCUCAAAUCAUGUCAUCUAUGCAACAAGAAGUUGAGCCUUGACAAAGAUGUGUACAUGUACAAAGGUGAUCAAGGAUUUUGCAGUGUGGAGUGCAGAGAAAGGCAAAUAUAUAUGGAUGAAAUGAAAGAACUAGAAGGAUCCACCAAGAAAAUGGUUGCAUCUUUCAGGGAAAGUUGUCGGCGGUGUGAGACUGGUGCCCUCUUGGAACAAUUCCGGCAGCGGCCUAAGUCAUUGUCUUCUCCAAAGGAUAGAGCAAUAUUUGUCUUAUAGUUUCAUAUAUAUAAUAUAUAACUAUUUUUUGUAUCUUGAAUCAGAGUUUUUCCCAAAAGAUUAUUGGGGUUAAGGCAGACCUUUAUAUAUUGUAUAUUACUUUUGUAUUCAUGUGUAUACGUGCAGAGGCAGAAUUUUGA
Camellia sinensis is the source of this 656-nucleotide messenger RNA. Its product is annotated as FCS-Like Zinc finger 17. Lineage: Eukaryota; Viridiplantae; Streptophyta; Magnoliopsida; Ericales; Theaceae. The record is from RefSeq and is a predicted model, not a curated record.